Molecule: messenger RNA, 1821 nt
Organism: Dromiciops gliroides (monito del monte)
Lineage: Eukaryota; Metazoa; Chordata; Mammalia; Microbiotheria; Microbiotheriidae
Gene: DDIT4
Product: DNA damage inducible transcript 4
Exons: 3
Coding region: 240-932 (230 amino acids)
Biological process (GO): response to hypoxia; negative regulation of TOR signaling; apoptotic process
Cellular component (GO): cytoplasm
Molecular function (GO): 14-3-3 protein binding
Source: RefSeq, a predicted model, not a curated record
GGGAGGGUGGAGUGGGAGGGCAAGCCUGGGCACUUCUCCCUCGCUCUCAUCUCAUUGUAAAGAACUCGGGCGUCCUGGUCCAUUCAGCCGCUCGCUGGCUCCGCUCACCAGCUGGUGAUAUCCAUCGAGGCUCACGCCGGGCUUACCUGCAUUGCAGCGUCCCCAGCCCGAGCUGUUCCUCCCGUGCCUUGAAUCUGACCCCGGCUCCGCAGACGCGGCUGCGGCAAAAGGUGCCAGCCAUGCCAGGGCUUUGGGAUCGUUUGUCUUCCUCCUCCUCCUCCUCCUCGCGGCCCUCCACUCCGGACCAGCCGCAGCGGCGCUCGGCCUGGGGAACGGCAGCCCGAGGAGAGGGGCUCGGCCGCUGCGCGAGUCUGGAGAGCUCCGACUGCGAGUCGUUGGAUAGCAGCCACAGCGGCUACGGCUACGGCGCCGAGGAAGACACAGAGUCCGUGGACGAAGUGUCGCUGCCCGACUUCGACCUGCUCAGUGACCCCGAGGACGAGCACCUCUGUACCAACCUGAUGCAGCUGCUCCAAGAGACCCUGGCCCAGGCCAAGCUGGGCAGCAAGCGCCCGGCCCGCCUUCUGAUGCCCAGUCAGCUGGUCGCCCAGGUGGGCAAGGAGCUGAUGCGCCUGGCCUACAGCGAGCCCUGCGGCCUCCGGGGUGCCCUGCUCGAUGUCUGCGUGGAGCAGGGCAAGAGCUGCCACAGUGUGGAGCAGCUGGCCGUGUGCCCGAGCCUGGUGCCCACCUUCCAGCUGACCCUGGUGCUGAGAUUGGAUUCUCGCCUGUGGCCCAAGAUUCAGGGACUCUUCAGCGCCGGACCCUCAUCCUUCACUCCCGGCUUCAGCCAGUCCCUUACCCUGAGCACUGGCUUCCGGGUCAUUAAGAAGAAACUCUAUAGUUCAGAGCAGCUCCUCAUUGAAGAAUGUUGAGGGCUCGGGGCUCCUGGCCCCUACACACACUGGACACUUGCCGUUUCUAAGAACCCAGCAAGCUGGCUGAGGUGGGGAGGGCAUGGAGCGUCCUUUGUGGAAGACUGACUUAAAGCCACCACGGGGUGAGGUUAGAGUGGGAGGGGUCACCUCUUUGGGGGGAAGGUCACUCCCAGAGUCCUGAGGUGUGUGCAGGUGGCUAACUGGGGAAAGCAGAGCUGGCUCCUGAGGUAUUAACUUCCCCAGUGGGGGAUGGGGGAGGAUGGGAUCAGCCCAUGCCGUGAGGGGCCAGCCAUAGUUCUUCUCCAGACUGAUAUGUAGCAUGAAUUUCCUUAUUUUAUUGUUAUUAUUGUUAUUAUUACUGACAGUGAAGAUGACAAGUAGUGGGAUGGUGAUGUUGUGCAGGCCAGAACCAGCAGCUGGGCUGUGUCGGUCCUGGCCCCUUUGCAAAAGGGGUGUGUGUGCUUGUGUUUAACAGGGGGGGGGGUUCAUUGUUCUGUCAUUUUUGUCCUGUGUGACUUUAAAACCAGGGUCUGAAGGGGCCAAGUGUGUGUUUUGGGAUCAGCUUCACUACUACUGACCUAUUUCUAGGCAGCUAUCUUACAGACUCCCGAAUGUAAGAACACAGGAAGGGUUUGGGUGUUGGGAUCUCUAUGGAUCUUGACACUUGACAAGGGGGGAAAUGACCGCUGGGAGCUGCGUCCAGCCUUCCCUGCCUCCAACAAGUGAGCUGGGAAGUGCUGGGGCCAAGCAGUGGGGGCAGGGGCUGGACCCCCAUCCCCGAAGUAGUGCCAUCGGUCUUCCAUCUAGAACCGUUUACGUGAAUACACUUGAUGUUCAAGUAUUAAGACCUAUGCAAUAUUUUUUACUUUUCUAAUAAAAACAAGUU